Molecule: messenger RNA, 1275 nt
Organism: Thlaspi arvense
Lineage: Eukaryota; Viridiplantae; Streptophyta; Magnoliopsida; Brassicales; Brassicaceae
Source: the annotation of a GenBank genome assembly
AUGAGGCGCCAACCGGGAGCAUGGCGGCCAAUGAGAGAGUCGGAACCGGGAACGAUGGGGGAGAACGGUUUGAAGGUGAGCUGGGCAUCGAGGCAAAGUCAUCCGGGAGCCAUCAAGGGGAGAUGGACUGAGGGCAACCCCCGGGAAGCAGCCAAGGCGCAGAGCAGCGGAGCACUAGAGCGCCGAGGCGCGUCAUGCCGUGCCACGAGGCACGUUACGUGGCAUGACAGAUCAGCUGCCAGCUCGGAUGACACAUCGGACAGACACACGCCAGGCACACGAGCGGCACACACAGGAGCGUGCCAGGAGCACACCGCACCUCAGGCCGCGGCGCGCCCAGGCAUUGAGCUUGGGAGUGCUAAGGCUAGACUAGAAGCCUUGCCCUCUCUUGUGAUAAGUGUGAGAGUGGUUGGCUUGCUAGUGUGCCGCACGAGGGCAGUUGUUGCUGGAACAGUUGUACUACUUUCUGCUCUCAUUAUGAUAUCAGUGCACACCAUCGUUGUGUCCCCAGCAUUUGCUACAUUUCCAAAUGCUGCUAAGGUGGGAGCUGCAGCUGCAGCUACAGGAGCAAGAGCAGUCCAUACCGAAUUGCUAAGCAGUGCCUGGACUGGUUUUCUUGCUGGUUGCUUGCACACAUUAUCCGGGCCCGACCACCUUGCUGCUUUGGCCCCACUCUCAAUUGGCCGAACCCGAAUGGAGAGUGCUGUAGUUGGAGCCCUAUGGGGUUGUGGCCAUGAUGCUGGACAAGUCAUUUUUGGCUUGCUCUUUCUUCUACUAAAAGAUCGCCUCCAUAUUGAAGUAAUUAGGACUUGGGGCACCCGAGUUGUGGGUCUUACCCUACUUGUUAUUGGUGCUAUGGGAAUAAGGGAGGCUUCAGAGGUACCUACUGCAUGCGUGGCCCUGGAAAAUGGAAAGUGUGAUGUCAGCAUGCAUGAAACUCUUGAAAGUCCAAAAGUGGGAAAGAAGAAGGAAGUUGGUUUUGCAACUUUUGCAACAGGGAUCAUACAUGGGCUUCAGCCGGAUGCCCUUAUGAUGGUCUUACCUGCACUGGCUUUACCUUCUCGCUUGGCUGGUGCUGCAUUUCUAGGCAUGUUCUUGUUAGGAACAGUAGCCGCAAUGGGAAGUUAUACUGUGUUUAUAGGCUCGUGUAGUCAGGCCUUGAAAGAUAGGGUUCCUAGAAUAACCGAGAAGCUCACAUGGGCAUCGUCACUCAUAGCAAUCGGUCUUGGACUUGCUAUCAUCAUUAGUCAGUUUUUUGGUUUUAGCCUUUAUUGA